ACAUCGCUCCCUCUCCACACACCCACUCUCGCUGCCUCCCUCCCUCUGCUUCUCCUGCGUCGACUCUCUCUCCGCCUGCUUCCUCCGGCUGCGACGACGGAAAAAUGCAGGCGUUGAUGUCUUGCUCCUCAUCUUCUUCCUCUUUUAUCUCAUUCCGGUCCGACUUUCCAUCUCGAUCUCGCCGAAGCGGCGUUCCCCGGCCGCUCGAUCUCCGAUUCUGCGGCCUUCGGAGAGAAAUCCACGGAUUCUCUGCUUCUCCUCGCUCGAGAAAGCUUCACUUCGUUCAGAAUCGCGUGGACACGUCCGUUAGGGCGUCUGCCUCGCAGAAUGGAGGAGUGACGGGAUUCGACUACGAUCUCAUCAUCAUCGGCGCGGGAGUAGGCGGACAUGGUGCUGCGAUCCACGCAGUCGAGCAGGGUUUAAAAACCGCGAUAAUUGAGGGUGAUGUGGUUGGAGGAACUUGUGUGAACAGGGGCUGCGUUCCUUCGAAGGCUCUUCUUGCUGUCAGCGGUCGGAUGCGUGAGUUUCAAAGUGAAAAUCAUUUGAAGAGUUUAGGUCUUAAGGUCUCGUCACCAGGUUAUGACAGACAAGCAGUUGCCAAUCAUGCAAACAAUCUUGCUUCUGCAAUACGUGGCAAUUUGACAAAUUCGCUCAAAGCUUUGGGGGUUGACAUUCUAACGGGCGUUGGGAGUGUCGUGGGACCUCAAACGGUGAAAUAUGGAAAAGUUGGACUUCCUGACACCACAGUCACCGCAAAGGACAUAAUUAUUGCUACUGGUUCUGUACCCUUUGUUCCCAAUGGCAUUGAAAUUGAUGGGAAGACCGUAUUUACCAGUGAUCAUGCGUUAAAGCUGGAGUGGGUCCCUGACUGGAUAGCAAUUGUGGGAAGUGGCUACAUUGGACUUGAGUUUAGUGAUGUUUAUACAGCACUUGGAAGUGAGGUCACUUUCAUUGAGGCCCUUGACCAACUUAUGCCUGCAUUUGAUCCUGAUAUAAGAAAGCUUGCUCAAAGAGUAUUGAUCAACCCACGAAAAAUUGACUUCCACACCGGGAUGUUUGUUAAGAAGAUAACUCCAGCUAAAGAUGGCAAGCCUGUCAUCAUCGAGCUUAUUGAUGCAAAGACAAAGGAACCAAAGGAUACUUUAGAGGUAGAUGCGGCAUUAAUUGCAACUGGAAGGGCACCAUUCACAAAAGGACUUGGAUUGGAAAAUAUUAAUGUGGUGACACAACGUGGAUUUGUUCCUGUUGACGAACAUAUGCAAGUAAUUGAUCAAGAUGGAAAUCUGGUUCCUAACUUGUAUUGUAUUGGAGAUGCAAAUGGAAAAAUGAUGCUUGCUCAUGCUGCUAGUGCCCAAGGAAUCUCAGUUGUCGAACAAAUUUGUGGAAAGGAUAAUGUGCUCAAUCAUAUGAGCAUCCCAGCUGCUUGCUUCACCCAUCCAGAGAUCAGUAUGGUUGGCUUAACAGAGACAAGUGCAAGAGAGAAAGCUGAAAAGGAAGGUUUUGAGAUAAGCGUCACAAAGACAAGCUUUAAGGCUAAUACCAAGGCUCUUGCAGAAAAUGAAGGGGAAGGGCUGGCUAAGCUAAUAUACAGACCAGAUACUGGAGAGAUUCUUGGUGUUCACAUUUUGGGGCUGCAUGCCGCAGAUCUGAUCCAUGAAGCAUCAAAUGCAAUAGCGAUGGGGACACGUAUUCAGGAGCUAAAGUUUGCGGUUCACGCACAUCCAACUCUGUCUGAGGUGCUAGAUGAACUUUUCAAAGCUGCCAAGGUAAGUUCUGGUUAAUGUGAAUGCUUCCAGCUCAGUGAGUGAACCAGUUGCAGCUUGAGUCGGAGACCGAGAAUCCUUUUUGUAGGUCUAAUGAACCUUCUGUGGAAGGUCGGUUGAAGCUUGGAGUGAGCCGCCCAUGGAGCCGUACUGCCACUCCAUCGGUCUGUAUCCCUUGUUUUUGCAGGAGAAUUUUCACGGGCGGUGAGAUGACCAAAUCCAGGUUCCUUUUAGGUCGUUUUUGGUUGAGGAGACAAUGAGGAUUCUGAAUUUUUGUGCUAAUCAUAUUUAUUCUGAGCCUUGGUUUUCCGUUCGGAUGUAAGAUUGUUGAUUACGCUCAUAUUUAAUGAAUCACAGGAACUCAUCUAGAUUUCUGAGGUUUUUGUCA
Nymphaea colorata (pocket water lily) is the source of this 2151-nucleotide messenger RNA. RefSeq names its product dihydrolipoyl dehydrogenase 1, chloroplastic. Gene Ontology annotation, cellular component: oxoglutarate dehydrogenase complex; mitochondrion. The coding region runs from base 105 to 1781 and encodes 558 amino acids. The record is from RefSeq and is a predicted model, not a curated record. The transcript has 15 exons. Gene Ontology annotation, molecular function: flavin adenine dinucleotide binding; dihydrolipoyl dehydrogenase (NADH) activity. NCBI's taxonomy places the organism in Eukaryota, Viridiplantae, Streptophyta, Magnoliopsida, Nymphaeales, Nymphaeaceae.